AUGAAAUUGACGAUGAAGACACUGCCCGAGUUCCAAAAGGGUAUUUCUCUAAACGAUCUUCCCAAGACUUUCCGAGAUGCCGUGGUUGUGACCAAACAGCUCGGCCUCCAUUAUCUCUGGAUUGAUGCACUCUGCAUUAUUCAAGAUUCGCUCAACGAUACAGACUGGAUACAGGAGGCUUCUUCGAUGGGCGAUGUCUACGCCAACUCCCAUAUCACCAUUGCAGCAACCACGUCUCCGAACUCGGAAGGCGGCCUGCUCCACAAAAGGAGUCCACUAUCUGUGUGGCCCUGUAGGCUCACAGCGACCUGGAAAUGCUUUCAAGCUGGCGAACUGGUCAUCUCUACCCCUGACUGGGCUGAUGAGACAGAUCUCGAACCCCUCGCAAGUCGAUCCUGGGCGUUCCAAGAAUGGCUCUUAUCGAAGCGACUCUUACACUUUGGCAAAGACCAGGUGCGUUGGCAGUGCUUCUGCUUAGCUGCCUCUGAAAUUUACCAUGACGGCGGUAGCGGCGACGGUGGCGGUCUCGACGCAUAUGGGAUCCCAACGAAAGGCAUCAUCGUGCGAUUGGUACAAGAUCCGCGGAGAGCGGCUGAUCUGUGGUUCCAAAUCCGAGAAGAUUAUUCCCAAAAGGAACUUACCAAUGCGACUGACAGACUUCCAGCUCUUACUGGUAUCGCGCGCAUGGUGUACAGGAUUCUCAACUCGCCCGAAGACGACUACCUCGCUGGGAUCUGGAAACCACAUUUGCUUCAAGAGUUGCUAUGGCAGAGAGGGCACCACACCGCCACGUCAACUGGGACAGAUAGUUCGUACAUUGCACCAUCGUGGUCGUGGCCUUGUCUCAAGGCUCCCUUUCUCCGGUAUCAGGCGGGCGGCAACGCCAAAGACGUCGAAUGGCUUGUUCACAUCGUCAAGGCGAAAGUCUAUACGAUUGGAGAUGCUUUUGGCCCCGCCAUCAGCGGCUCACUCAUCGUUCAAUGCUCAUUAAGCUCCAUUACCGCUACUUUGCAUCACGGCGAUCAGUCCACACCCAGACAGGAUCACCACCGAUGGACAAUUGAAGCCAUUAACGGUCUUGCCGUCAGCUAUAAUUGCAACCUAAGCCUCGAUGACCCUGCAACCUCCCACCCAAAUCCCCCACCGCGUACAUUCUUGUUCAUGUCCAUCCGGGUAGGCUUCGGGCACAACCCCGAUCAGAACACCAUAGCUGGGCUGCUCCUCCAACAGACGGGUCACUGCCGUGGACAGUACCGUCGGAUAGGACUGCUAAACAUCUUCGGCGGCAGACAACAACCAGCCUUGCUGUCCAGCUUGAGGCAGGGAGCCGCUCCAAGCGAGACCUGUUACCUUGAAACCGAAUCCCGCGCUGAUCGGAUUAUCGAGAUUGUGUGA
Messenger RNA from Cladophialophora yegresii CBS 114405, 1395 nucleotides. RefSeq lists its product as uncharacterized. Lineage: Eukaryota; Fungi; Ascomycota; Eurotiomycetes; Chaetothyriales; Herpotrichiellaceae. The transcript is spliced from 2 exons. The coding region runs from base 1 to 1395 and encodes 464 amino acids. The record is from RefSeq and is a predicted model, not a curated record.